This is a messenger RNA of Onthophagus taurus, 3722 nucleotides long. Its product is annotated as death-associated protein kinase related. Gene Ontology annotation, biological process: protein phosphorylation; intracellular signal transduction; positive regulation of apoptotic process. Lineage: Eukaryota; Metazoa; Arthropoda; Insecta; Coleoptera; Scarabaeidae. Gene Ontology annotation, molecular function: protein serine/threonine kinase activity; ATP binding. The record is from RefSeq and is a predicted model, not a curated record. Gene Ontology annotation, cellular component: nucleus.
AGGAAGCAUGCGUACCGUUGGGAUCAACGGAGGUAGAUCUGGCCUUCAGUGCAUAGCAAGCCUUGGCGUUGUCACUACGGCUUGAUUUUGUAGGCGAUAUCCCAUGUUUUCAGCAGUAUUCCACGCCGAAAGGCCUUCGCGAGUGUCUUUAUCCUCAAAUAUGUAAGUUGCGAACAUUCUGCGUGUGCAUUUCGUUUAAAAUAAAAAUUCCACGAAUUAAUUUGUGAAAGAAAUACGUAAACGGAUCAACCGACAGAACGAGCGUCGUCCCAACGACAUAACCUUUAAAACUUUCAACGGACAGACGACAGACAGCUGGCUGUGUACGGAACAAACGACGAUCGUACUAUUCGUGUUCUUUCUUGACAAGUAGUAGUUGUGAUCAAUAUUUUAAAAACAUUGCACAAUUUUAAUUGGAAUCAAUGAAAAUGCUCGAGGAUAGGGCCAACGGCGAAGGACUUUUGUGCCUUUCAGACGACGAAUUACGUUCAGUAAAAAGGAACUCUUCCAUUUCCGAUGUUUACGACGUCGAGGAUACUGUAUUUGCAAGGGGUAAAUUUGCGACAGUCCGACGCGCCAAUCACAAAACGACGGGCGUUCAAUACGCGGCAAAGUACAUAAAGAAACGGCGCCGAGCCGUCGACAUGACGCCCGAAAUUUACCACGAGAUCUCCGUGUUGCGAAAGUGCGCCCCAUGCGGGCGCGUUGUUCGCCUUCACGAGGUCUACGAAACGAAUUCGGAUGUUGUCUUGGUGCUGGAGCUAGCUGCUGGCGGCGAACUUCAGCGCAUCUUCGAUACGGACCACUGCCUAAACGAGGUUGAGGCGAGACGCGCGAUGCGACAAAUCCUCGAGGGACUUGGUUAUCUUCACGAAAGGAAUAUAGCGCAUCUCGAUCUCAAACCCCAAAACCUAUUACUAACCGUUGAAGAUUCUUGCGACGAUAUCAAACUUUGCGACUUUGGCGUAUCUAGGCUUCUGGCACCUGGAGCAGAAGUACGAGCAUUAUUAGGUACUCCAGAUUACGUGGCACCUGAGGUCUUAAGUUACGAGCCAAUCAGUCUGGCGACCGACAUUUGGUCAGUGGGCGUUUUAGCCUACGUCCUGUUAUCCGGUUACACGCCAUUCGGAGGGGAUACUAAACAAGAGACAUAUCUGAACAUAUCGCAGUGCAUACUGACCUUCGAACCCGACCACUUCAGCGACGUAUCUACGGCCGCUAUAGACUUCAUCAAAUCCAGCCUUCUAGUUAAUCCCAGACUUCGACCAACAGUUCAAGAAUUACUUAAACAUCCGUGGAUCUCACCAAAGAACCACAUUUUACCAUCUCUUUCAAUAAAGACAACAGAACCAAAAGAUACCACACCGAAGACAACUCCAAUUAGUCAGCAUUUAAACACCGCAGAAGAACCGUCAUCAUCAAAUGUUGUAGAUAAAUUAAUAUCGGACAAUUCCAACUCUGAAUUAAUCAUUGAUGGCACGACAAUAGGAAUUAGAAGACGUUCUAAUACUACAGAGCAACCAAUAAUUGACGAAAUCUUAAAAAGUGAUGUUAAAUCAGAAACGCCACCAAAUAUGUUAACGUUUCAUGAAAAAGAUCAACCUUCUCGCGACACUUUUCCUCAAACGGACGUUUAUGCAUCGCCUGAAUAUGAAAUUGUUGAAGAAUUUAGGAGGCCAAUAUCAAAUUUGGAAACGUUAGAUACUUGUAGUGAUGUAGAACCACUUACAAAUGGUGUUGAUGUUGAAGUUGAUGAAAAGGAUGGUGCAGAAAUUGUGUGUGUGGAGAAUAAUGAAAUGAAAAAUUCUUCUAAAUCUAUAAUUGAGGAAGAAAUUUUGAAAACAGAUGCAAAUCUACUAAAAGAUGAAGAACGAUUAAGUAGUAAUGAAUAUAAUGGUCAAAAUGAUGAAACAGACUUACCAACACGAUAUUCUUCUGAUUUAGAUAUUAGUGAUGAAGAAUUUAAUGAUGAAAAUACUAAAGAAGAACCAUCAAAAAUUGAAAUGAUUAUAAACUUUAAUGGUGAUCAAUCAUGUUUAAGCAAUAAAAAUGAGGAACAUACAGAUAUCAUUUCUAAGACUUUCCCUUGUUCGCAAAUUGAAUAUAAAUUGGAAGAAGUAGAUAUUAAUAAUCAAGAUUUUCAAGAAGAAAAUAUUCAACAAAUAGAUGAAAAUACACUUAAUAAUUCUUUUAAAUCAAUUAGUAAUGAUGUUACUCCUAAUGAUGAGGUUAUUGAAGUAUCUAAUGAAGAGGAUACUAAAAAAGAACCUCCAGCAAUUGAAAAUAACAUAAAAUAUGAAGAUGAAUUAACUUUAAGUAAUAAAACUGAUGAAUGUAGUAAAACUAAAGAAGUUUCUGAAACAACUUAUUGUCCACAAAUAGAAUAUAAAUUGGAAGAAAUAAUAAGUAAAGAAAUUGAUAAUCAAGAUUGUCAAGAAGAAGAUAAUCAACAAUUAAAUGAGGAUACUAAAGAACUUGCAACAAUAAAAUGUGAUGAAUCUUUAAGUAAUAAAAAUGAUGAAUGUAUAAAAAGUGAUGAGAUUAUUCCUGAAACAAGGCAUUGUUCAGAAAUUGAAUAUAAAUUGGAAGAAAUAGGAAAUGCGGAAAUUGAUAAUCAAGAUUGUCAAGAAGAAGAUAAUCAACAAUUAAAUGAGAGUUCUUUUAAAUCAAUUAUUAAUGAUGUAUCUAAUGUUGAGGAUACUAAAGAAGAACUAGCAACAAUUGAAAUGAAUAUAAAAUGUGAUAAAUCUUUAAGUAAUAAAAAUGAUGAAUGUAUAAAAGCUGAUGAGAUUAUUUCUGAAACAAGGCAUUGUUCAGAAAUUGAAUAUAAAUUGGAAGAAAUAACAAAUACAGUAAUUAAUAACCAAGAUGUUGACGUAACCACCCUUAAUAAUUCUCCUGAAUUCAUUAUUAAUGUUGAAACAUGUUCAAGUAGUAAGAAUGUUGAGUAUAGUGAAACUAACGAAAUUUCUCAAAUUCCCCAAUGUUCACAAAUUCAAUAUAAAUUGGAGGAUGUAACAAGUACAGAAAUUAAUGUUGGAUGUAAUAAGCAAAUUGAGGAAGAUAAACGAAAGAAAUUGUUUGAACAAAAAAAUUUUCUCUUAUCUAUUGGUUGUUCAGAAAUUAAGUAUGAAUUAAAAGAAGUAACAAAUGUAGAAACUACAUCCAGUUAUUUAGAAGAAAAACAUCAAUAUUCUUGUGAUAGUGAAUUUACGCUAUUAGAAGAAUCAAAAUGUGUCGAUGAGAACGCAAAUUUACAAAUGAAAAUUGAAUCCCAGGAAAAUUUCAUGACAAGUAAUAAAAUUAAAGGUGAAGAUCUAUGCACUGAAUAUGUUUCUAAAGAUGUAAAUAUAACAACUAAUCGAGAAGUAUCAAAAGAAAGUUUAGAUUUGGGUUUUGAUGAAGUUUCAUCUGGAACUGAUGAGGAUGAGGGAAGAUUUGCCGAAGAUAGUUAUUUAUGGGAAUUGAAACAACCAUCGAAAUCCUUUGGAACUGCUCUUUCUAAAUUCAAAGCAAUUGAGGAAAAAACAAAAAGUAGUAAUAAAACAAGGAAAGUUUUAAGAAGGAAAACAUACGCGAAUUUUGCUUCACACUCCGUAGCGGAAGAACUUACACAAAUUCGAUCUAGUGAUACUUCCGAUUUAGAAUUAUCCCCACAAGUUUCCGAUGUACAAAGUAAUAACAACCAUUGAGGUUAACUAAUAAAAAGAAUUUAAUUGUUA